Aureobasidium melanogenum CBS 110374 is the source of this 1635-nucleotide messenger RNA. RefSeq names its product TPT-domain-containing protein. Gene Ontology annotation, biological process: phosphoenolpyruvate transmembrane import into Golgi lumen. Gene Ontology annotation, cellular component: endoplasmic reticulum; Golgi apparatus. The record is from RefSeq and is a predicted model, not a curated record. Gene Ontology annotation, molecular function: phosphoenolpyruvate transmembrane transporter activity; antiporter activity. The coding region runs from base 1 to 1635 and encodes 544 amino acids. NCBI's taxonomy places the organism in Eukaryota, Fungi, Ascomycota, Dothideomycetes, Dothideales, Saccotheciaceae. The transcript is spliced from 2 exons.
AUGUCGACGUCGCAGUUCGACCGGCGGGCCUCGACGUCGCCGUCUCCAGCGACCUUCAAGUUCCCAGAUCUGUCAGACGAGACGCUGCAGACGACACAGGAGCCCAUCGAAUCCAACCCAGCGUCGCCCAUGCCGCAACCACUCGGACUGCCAAACCACCUGCACAGCCAUGAACGUUGGCAGGCACGUAGAGGUUCGCACGGCAUGAAUGGUUGGACGCCCAGCGGCGGAACAGUAGGCAGGCACGGGAGACAAAAGAGCUUGAGCGAGGCGAUCCGCACGGUACGAGGGAGGAGGGCCAGCGUCAGCCAGAACGCGCACGAGAUAGCCGAUGCUCUCAAGGCCCCCGUGUCAGCGCGCCUCAUUUUCCUCUGUGCCAUUUGGUACACGACCUCCAUCAUGUCCAAUACCUCGUCCAAGGCCAUCCUGACUGCCUUGCCCAAGCCCGUGACCUUGACUCUGAUCCAAUUCAUGUUUGUAUGCUCGUGGUGUCUGUUGCUAUCCUGGCUUGCCCGCAUCCACGCUCCUCUCCGAAACGCAGUCCCUGUACUACGCAAUGGCAUUCGCAAGCCUUCGCGCGAGCUCAUCAUGACCACCCUUCCCUUGACCGCUUUCCAAAUCGGCGGCCAUAUCCUCAGCUCCGACGCCAUGAGUCGCAUCCCCGUCUCGCUGGUCCACACUAUCAAGGGCUUGUCACCUCUACUCACAGUCCUCGCCUACCGCUUCAUCUUCGAUGUUCGAUACUCCUACGCUACCUACAUGUCGCUUGUACCCCUUACGCUAGGUGUCAUCAUGGCCUGCUCCGCUAGCUUCAAAGCAAACUUCCUGGGUCUCGUGUAUGCAUUCGGCAGUGCACUUCUAUUCGUCACUCAAAAUAUCGUAUCCAAGAAGCUGUUCAACGAAGCCGCCAAAGCCGAGGCCGAUGGUAUCAACGUACGCAAUAAGAAGCCUGACAAGCUCAACCUGUUGUGCUACUCUUCUGGUCUUGCAUUCAUUUUUACACUGCCCAUCUGGUUCUGGUCAGAGGGCUUCUCAAUGAUCGCCGACUUCCUGGCCGACGCCUCCAUCGAGUUAUCCGAACGUCCUGGCUCCCUCGACCACGCCCGUCUCGGCCUUGAAUUCGUCUUCAACGGUUCUUUCCACUUUGGCCAAAAUCUCGUUGCUUUUGUCUUGCUGGGUCUCGUCUCUCCCGUCACUUACAGUGUAGCCAGCUUGUUCAAGCGCGUCUUCGUCAUCGUCUUUGCUAUCAUCUGGUUCGGCAACCCAAUGACCAAGAUCCAAGGCUUCGGCAUUGGUCUCACGAUCCUCGGUCUUUACCUCUACGACCGCACCAGUGAUGCUGCUAAAGCAGACAAGCGUGCUCGCGCUCUGCAAGAAGGCAAAGACACCCUCCUUCCUCUCGUUGGUGGCGACAACAAAAAGUCAGACACAACGCCUUACUCGCAGUCACCUGUCAAUUAUGCGCUUCCUUCGCACGGAGGAUAUGGUGUCCCGAAUGGAGCUGAGCACAGUAUGCGCGCUAGAUCAUCGAGCAAUGCUUCGCCUGGCGCGUGGUUGCCUCCGGGCACGAAAGCCGAAGAGACAUGGAACGCAGAAGACCGCUUCGGUGCGAAACAGAGUAUAGGUGUCAGAUAG